Pelobates fuscus (common spadefoot toad) is the source of this 1142-nucleotide messenger RNA. RefSeq names its product chymotrypsin-like elastase family member 1. The transcript is spliced from 8 exons. Gene Ontology annotation, biological process: proteolysis. The coding region runs from base 35 to 832 and encodes 265 amino acids. Lineage: Eukaryota; Metazoa; Chordata; Amphibia; Anura; Pelobatidae. Gene Ontology annotation, molecular function: serine-type endopeptidase activity. The record is from RefSeq and is a predicted model, not a curated record.
AUUUUUACUGACUUGUAACAUCACACGGGUAAGAAUGUUGAGACUUCUUAUACUAGCGGCACUCGUCCUCUGCGGACAAUGCUUUGAUGAUGUCAAGUAUUUGGAGGGAAAUACUCGUGUGGUAGGAGGAUCAAAUGCUCAACAAAAUGCCUGGCCAUGGCAGAUUUCCCUUCAGUAUCAGUCUGGAAGCAGCUGGUAUCACACCUGUGGAGGUUCUCUGAUCCGUGCUAACCGUGUCCUGACCGCUGCUCACUGUGUAGACAGAACUGUUCCCUUCCGUGUGUCUCUGGGAGAUCACAACCUGAGUACAAAUGAAGGAACUGAGCAGGUCAUUUCUGUAUCCAAAAUUGUAAAACAUACUGGCUGGAACUCCAACAAUGUGGCAGCUGGAUACGAUAUUGCAAUCCUUCAUCUGGCCGCAAGUGCCACCCUGAACAACUAUGUAAAGCUGGCAACACUGCCCAGUGAUGGCUCUGUCCUCUCCAACAACCACCCUUGCACCGUUACUGGAUGGGGCAGAACCACAACUGGUGGAUCCCUUCCCUCAAUCCUCCAGCAGGCCCCUCUGCCUGUGGUCGCCCACUCAACCUGCUCCACCAGUUCCUACUGGGGCAGCACCGUCAAGACCACCAUGGUUUGCGCCGGUGGUGAUGGAGUAACUGCUGGAUGCAAUGGAGAUUCUGGCGGACCUUUGAAUUGUGCGGUCAGCGGAGUUUACCAAGUCCAUGGUAUUGCUAGCUUUGUGUCCUCUCUUGGAUGUAAUGCUUACCUCAAACCAACAGUGUUCACCAGAGUUUCUGCCUACAUCUCCUGGAUCAAUGCUAAUGUCUAAAAUGCUUUGAUAUGAAAACUACUUUGAAACUCAUUUGAGAACAUCUUUAAAAACAUUUUGUUAAAUUUGAUUUUGCAAGCAACAUCCUAAUAAAGAAAAAUGUAUGUAUUUUGUUGCAGUGGUCAUUCAAUAUUUUCAAUUCUUUUGUAUAGAUGCUUGCAGUUGGUAUGUAGCUCAAGUAGUAUAUACUAAGUUUCUAACAGAAUUGGACAUUCUGCCAAAGUGAUGCUUCUGAUAGAAAGAUUAAAAGGCACACACCCCUUCUGCUGAUUUUCAUUCCAUGAAUAGGAAAUAAAAAUUACCUGAAUGA